Molecule: messenger RNA, 2676 nt
Organism: Arabidopsis lyrata subsp. lyrata
Lineage: Eukaryota; Viridiplantae; Streptophyta; Magnoliopsida; Brassicales; Brassicaceae
Product: serine/threonine-protein kinase AGC1-7
Exons: 3
Coding region: 831-2627 (598 amino acids)
Biological process (GO): protein phosphorylation
Cellular component (GO): cytoplasm; plasma membrane; nucleus
Molecular function (GO): ATP binding; protein serine/threonine kinase activity
Source: RefSeq, a predicted model, not a curated record
UUUUUUGAUGAUACAUUGUACAUUCGAACUUGACAUAAAUGGUGGGUUCGUUGAAAAACAUUAAACAAAUUGUGGACUCAAGAACUAAAAACAGAUAGAGGUGUUCUAUGAUUAGUGUUUAGGGGUAAUUAUGUUUAUGUAUACUAUCUAAAGGAUAUUCUGUUGUGAAAAUAUAUUUAAUUCAAGGAUUAAUAUCUAUGAAAGCAUUGAAUCAUUGAUACACCAAUUGAUAUAAGAUACUAUUCAUAGCAAACUAAUUUGAUUAUUUUUGUUGGGUGAAGAAAAAUAUAUAUAGAAAGAUAUAAGAGAUAAUUAAGGGGACAUCACAAUUUCCUUUGUCUUGAAAUUCAGACCAUUUCCUCCCUCCACUUCUCCACUUUCUUUGGAACUCAUAAGAUACUUUUUCUCCAUCCAUUUCUUUUCCUCUCUUUUCUUAAUUAAUCACUGUCUUUUUCCCUAAUUUCCACCUUCUUUCUUCCUUUCAAGACAAACUCCUAUGUUCACCAAAAAAACAAAAUUGAACAAAAAAAAGAAACACACACCAUAAUCUUAAAAACUAAUCAAUAAGAUAUAGAAGUUUUUUUUUUUCCUUGUAAAAUAUUUGCUCAAAAUCCUUAAUGGCUUCCGAAAACUUCAGACGUGGAAGGUAAAAAUGCUGCAAUCUUCUGCUCCAUUUCUUUUUAAUUUUCCCUGCCAAAAACAAUAACUAUAUAUACAUACGUACCUCGACGUGCAGACCAAUCCUUUUGCUAGAUUCUAUUCACAAGAUAUGAGGAAGGGCUUUAACAUUCGUGACACCAAGUUUCUCUGAUUUGGGAGACUCGCUGGCGAUGUUAACGAAGCCCGGAAAGAAGCUUGACUCUUCAGAGGUAUACGAGUCUAGUCUUGAUAAUGAAUGGAAUUUUCAUACCUACUUGCAGUUUGAGAUCUUAUCUUUUCUUUUUCUUUUUCUUGUGCAGCCAAGUCACCAUGUCUCGUCCUUGGGGCCAAAAGAAUCAACUCAUCAUACAACGAGUUCCAAUUAUCCACCGUUAGAUAUUGUUCAUCAAACUCCACAACCACGUAAAGAGAUGCAACAAAGGCCAUUGUUCGAUCCCAAGAAGAUGGAUAAUCUUAUAAAACCAGAGCCAGCUGGGUUCAGUAAUCAUCACCGUCCAAUCCCUAGUCCAAAAAUCCCAUCCUCACCUGGUUCCAGCAUGGCCGAGUCACAAUCAAACCUAAACACCAAACCAAGCAACAACAACAGUAACAACAAUAGCAAUAUGAGUUCAAGAAGCAACAGCAUUGAGAGCACUUCCUCUAAUCCCUCUAAGCCACACACAGGUGGUGACAUUAGGUGGGAUGCUGUCAAUAUGUUGACCUCCAAAGGAGUCCAGCUCGGGAUCAGCGAUUUUCGGCUACUUAAACGGCUCGGUUAUGGAGACAUUGGGAGUGUUUACCUAGUCGAGCUAAGAGGAACCAACACCUAUUUCGCCAUGAAAGUGAUGGACAAAGCUUCCUUAGCUAGCAGGAACAAGCUGUUGCGUGCUCAAACAGAGAGAGAGAUCUUGUCUCAGCUUGAUCACCCCUUCCUGCCCACUCUAUACUCGCAUUUUGAAACAGAUAAGUUCUAUUGCUUAGUCAUGGAGUUUUGUGGUGGUGGUAAUCUCUAUUCCUUGAGACAGAAGCAACCAAACAAAUGUUUCACAGAGGACGCCGCAAGAUUCUUUGCUUCUGAAGUGCUAUUGGCAUUGGAGUACUUGCACAUGCUCGGAAUUGUUUACCGUGACUUGAAGCCAGAAAAUGUUCUAGUCAGAGACGACGGACACAUUAUGCUCUCCGAUUUCGAUUUAUCCCUCCGAUGUUCAGUCAGUCCAACCCUCGUCAAAUCAUCCUCUGUUCACGCCGCCGGCGGCGGAAGCGGAAGCAGUCGGCCUGUAGGUCUAAUCGACGAGGACGCGGCGGUGCAAGGUUGUAUCCAACCGUCAACAUUCUUCCCGCGGAUUUUACAGUCGUCGAAGAGGAAUCGAAAAGCGAAAUCGGAUUUCGGACUCUUCGUUAACGGAUCCAUGCCAGAACUCAUGGCGGAGCCAACGAACGUCAAAUCAAUGUCAUUCGUCGGAACACACGAGUAUUUAGCACCGGAGAUUAUCCGUGGUGAAGGACACGGAAGCGCCGUAGAUUGGUGGACCUUCGGAAUUUUCAUCUACGAGCUUCUCUAUGGAGCGACGCCGUUUAAAGGACAAGGAAACCGUGCAACGCUUCACAACGUGAUCGGACAAGCUUUAAGAUUCCCUGAGGUUCCUCAUGUGAGCUCGGCGGCGAGAGAUCUCAUCAAAGGAUUAUUAGUUAAAGAACCACAAAAACGAAUCGCUUACAAACGUGGCGCGACGGAGAUCAAGCAGCAUCCGUUUUUCGAAGGUGUGAAUUGGGCGCUGAUUCGGAGUGCAACGCCGCCGCAUGUACCAGAACCGGUGGAUUUUUCGUGUUACGCAAGCAAGGAUAAAGAGUCUAUGGCGGCUGUUGACGGCGGCGGAAAGAAGAACAAUAUCGGUGCCGGAGGUGGUUGCAGCAGUGUCGGCGGUGGUGAUAACAAAUCUAACGGCGAUUGCCAUGAUCCUGAUUACAUUGACUUUGAAUAUUUUUAGCAACUGAUAUACGUAUAAUGACUAAAAUUCUUCAAACAAUUUAUGUAUA